Messenger RNA from Octopus sinensis (East Asian common octopus), 3843 nucleotides. Its product is annotated as tyrosine-protein kinase CSK. Gene Ontology annotation, biological process: protein phosphorylation. NCBI's taxonomy places the organism in Eukaryota, Metazoa, Mollusca, Cephalopoda, Octopoda, Octopodidae. The record is from RefSeq and is a predicted model, not a curated record. Bases 414 to 1766 code for a protein of 450 amino acids. Gene Ontology annotation, molecular function: protein binding; protein tyrosine kinase activity; ATP binding. The transcript is spliced from 12 exons.
CUACCUCUCUCUUUACAGUUACGAGCUGAAGAUCGUUAGCACCAUCGUUACCUUCCUUCUUUCGUCACCGAAACUGUUCUUAUCAAAGCUUUUGUUUAAGAAGGAAUACGUUUUAUUAUUUUUUUUUUGAAACACCCAGCUUCCCGCAAAUUAAUUUCCUUGCUUAAAAUACAUAAAGAAAGAGAUAAAGGAACGAAAAUAAGGUCCAUAUUAAGAGGAACACCCUAUCCGUUAAACAACGUCUGUUCACUAAUUUGCUUCGGAUUAUACAGCACCUGUUAAAAAAAUUAAGCAAUUUCCAGCAAGUAUUUCAGGUUUACCUCUCCAGCCAAUCUCCUGGGUUACAAUCAAGGGCUGAGUACUAGACUUUAUUUCAUGGAUCCUCCUAGGUGGAGUGUUGGUAAAAUCUAGGUAUGCCCAUGGAUCGUCAGCAUGAAACUUGGCAGAUGGGAACCGAAGUUGUGGCCAGCUACAAGUUUCCAGGUGGCUCUUUGGAAGAUCUUCCAUUCAACAAAGGAGACAUUCUUACCAUUAUCAAGGCAACAAGAGACCCUAAUUGGUACCAAGCUAAAAAUUCAUAUGGCAGAGAAGGAAUGAUUCCAGCAAAUUAUGUUCAAAAGAGACAAGAAGUCUCCUUACAGACUAUGCCAUGGUAUCAUGGAAAAGUUAGCCGAGAAGAAGCAGAAUCUCUUCUGGCUGGACACAUGAUAGGGUCGUUCCUUGUACGAGAGAAUGGCCAUUACCCUGGGGAUUACACCUUGUCGCUAGUCAUCCCUGGGGAUGUAGUGGAGCACUAUCGUGUGCUACAGACUAACAAUAAGGUUGAAGUCGAUGGUGGUGAUCUUCAGUUCGAUACUCUACUGGAGUUAGUUGAGCACUAUGAGAAAGAUGCUGAUGGCUUGUGUACAAGACUUUCUAAACCACUUUGGAAAACCGGUAAUAAUUUUACAACAGUUAAUUUUAAGGAUUUUGAAAGAGGCGGCUGGGUAAUUAAUGCUGAAUUCCUUGAUAUUAAAGAACCUAUUGGUAAAGGAGAAUUUGGUGAUGUAUAUAAAGGCUGCUACAACCAACAGCUUGUUGCUGUGAAACAACUAAAAGACAGAAACAGAGCAGCGCAGACUUUUCUUAAAGAAGCAUCCGUGAUGACGUCAAUGAGACAUCCAAAUCUUGUGCAGCUUAUUGGUGUAGUGCUUGGAGAAAACAUUUUUCUUGUCACUGAAUUUAUGGGAAAGGGAAACCUUGUCGAAUACCUUCGAUCACGAGGGAGAAGUGUUAUCACUAAGAGGGACCAAAUAAACUUUGCAACAGAUACAUGUGCAGGAAUGGCAUAUUUGGAAGCCAAGAAUUUAGUUCAUCGGGAUCUUGCUGCACGAAAUGUUCUAGUUCAUGAAGAUGGUACUGCUAAAGUUUCAGAUUUUGGAUUAGCCAAAUUUGAGUCAUUUAGCCAGGAAGGGGGCCGAUUCCCUAUCAAAUGGACUGCACCUGAAGCUAUACGAAAAAAUGUUUUCACCAGUAAAUCAGAUGUCUGGAGUUUUGGUAUAUUAUUGUGGGAAAUAUAUUCGUUUGGCAGAGUGCCUUAUCCACGUAUUCCUCUUGCUGAAGUUGUACGACAUGUCGAAAGGGGCUACAGAAUGGAGACCCCAGACGGCUGCCCUCCUGAAAUAUACCGAAUCAUGCGACACACCUGGGAUAUGGAACCAAAUCAUCGGCCGUUGUUUCAGGAUAUCUUGAAUAUGUUGCACAAUUUACGUGCCACCACUGUGUGAAUGGAGAACUAAAUUAAAGGAAAAAAAAUUACAAAAAAAAAAAGAAAAGAAAAUCAAGCAAUUAAAACAAAAAACAAACAAACAAAAAAAAAGAAGAAAAAUACAGACAUUUGUUUUCUUCCUUCACCCCACUCCCACCUCCGCUCAUUCAUUGGUCUUCAUAUUAUUUUCUUGUCUUUUCUUAUAAUUUUUUUUUUUUUGUUUUAUUUUUAAAAAAUUUCUUUUCAAAACCAUCAAAUGCUGCUGCUGCAACUGAAAUUGUCGACACUACCCUCAAUACUGCUGUAGCCAACCAAAAUAUUCUUUCAUCUCUCAACGUGGAAUCUAAAUCAUCUUUUUUUUUUUCUCUUCUUGUUUGCCAGACGUUAUGACUAACCAUUUAACUAAUACACAAUUCAUGCAGUUGUUUGUGUCACUAUGUGCACAUCUGUAUCCUUAUAUGUGCAUGUAUGUGUGUUUUUAUGUGUGCUGACGGAUAUGUAACUAUAUUGAGUAUAUAUUCUUCUUCAUACACUCUUGCACACACAAACACACAUCAAUAUAACUGCAAGUAAUCUGUAUAUGUUUAUACUCUAUAUGCAUACAAUAUGUCCUUUAUAUGUACUUGUGUGUAUAUGAUGUUCAUCUCUGUGUUUGCAUUUAAAACUUUCUGUGAAAUAGUGUUUUUUUUUAAUUUGAAACAUUUCUCCCUCUUGUUAUCUCCCCUUCCACCUCUUAUUUCUGUCAUUUGAUAUUCUAGUGUAUCUACUACAUUCGCCCCUCUAUUACAGUACCCUUUUAAAAUCUCCCUUUUAUCACUUGUUAAGUUUAAUAGUAUCCCAUUGCCUAAAGUCUGGUUGGACUUUUAUCACUUUUCUCCACUUCAGCCCACCUAAAAAUGCCUCUUUCAGCAUUAUUGAUGAAAUAAACGACCAGUUAAGUACAAGGAUCUGUUUAAUUGACUAAUCUAUUUAAUUGGCUAAUCUCUCCUCUCAAAAUCUCAGGCAUUGCUCCUAAAUUAGAAACAUUUACCUGACUACAUUACACUCUUUCCCUUAGCAUGUUCCAAUCCUAUUUCAAUUAUUUCUAUUUAUCCCUAUUUGCCCUCUACCCCCAAUGUUUCUAAUAGAAUGUCCCUAUGUAAUCCCUUCCUACAGAUGUUUCUUUUGUAAGCUCCUUACCUAGUAUUCCAACACUGUUUCUGUUAAUAUACUCUUUGAUUCUAUACAUGUCAUCAUAGCCCCUUCCACCACGCCAUUAUCUAUCUACCAUUACCCCACCUCCACUCCACCAAAAUUGCUUUAGUUUCUUUAAUUUUCAUUAUUAUAUUUUUAAUAAAAAAUAGCCUUUUUUUCGUUAAACAAAAAGCAAAGAAAUCAAGUUCCAAAUGAAAAAGAAAAAAAAAAGACAUUCAUUGACCAUGUUUUUUUUUUGUUGUUUUUUUUUUUUUUCAAAUUCUUGUCUCUUCUUUCAACCAAUGUUGUGACUAUCUAGAGUACAUCUAGAAUACAUCUGGUGUUAAUAUUGUGCUGCAUUCAGAACCAAUGCAGUAUUCACUUUGUUUGCAUCUAAAUUACUUCUGGUGUACAUCUGGUGUACAGCAGUCACUGGCAUAUUCCAAAAGACUUCAAGCCAGUUCUUCACUUUUGCUGUGUCUUCAAUGUGACCCCCACCUCUCUCUCUAUCUCUCUUUUUCUCUCUCUCUCUCUCUAUCUUUCUCUCUCUUUCUCUCUGCUGUUUGGUGUUGCAUGCUACCAUUGGCUCUCUAAUACCAACUUAUCACGGCUGCUAAUAUUAUUAAAAAAAGAAAAAAAUUUUUAAAAAAAAGACUGCCACAACCAUCACCACUACUGCUGCUACUACCACCACCACUUCUAUCACAACUGCUAAUGUUAACAUCACCACUUUUAUAUCCACACCAAACGCAGGGUACUUUGCAAACAAGAAGACACUUGGCAUAUUUGUGGCAUUGGUCAUAUGGAGGUAAAGAAAAAAAAGCUUACACGUCACUCGGAAAUGAAGAAAUUGUCAUAUAUUGACACGAUUAUUGAAAAAUUUAAGCAAAUGGACAUUAAAGCUAUUUUAACAAUUUUUAAAA